GUCGCCGGCCCCGCGCAGGUUGCCUCGCAAGCCGACCGCUCCGCCGCCCCCGUCCUCUGACGCCGCCCGCGGUGCUGCGAGCCGGCCCAGCCGAGCCGAGGGCGCUGUCCUCGAGGCGGUUGGUGAGGGAGUAAGUUGCGGGGGCGGCCGCGGGCUUCGCGAGUGACGGGAGGAGUUCGGGUAUUGACAUAAAGAUAACUACAGCUUUCUGUGAAAAUGUCAGUUCUAAUAUCACAGAGUGUGAUAAAUUACGUAGAGGAAGAAAACAUUCCUGCCCUGAAAGCGCUUCUGGAAAAAUGCAAAGAUGUCGAUGAGAGAAAUGAGUGUGGGCAGACUCCGCUGAUGAUCGCUGCCGAGCAGGGCAAUCUGGAGAUAGUGAAGGAGCUGAUUAAGAAUGGGGCCAACUGCAACCUGGAGGACUUGGAUAACUGGACAGCGCUUAUAUCUGCCUCGAAAGAAGGGCACUUGCACAUCGUGGAUGAGCUCCUCCGAUGCGGGGUGAACUUGGAGCACCGGGACAUGGGCGGGUGGACUGCGCUCAUGUGGGCCUGCUACAAGGGCCGCACCAACGUGGUAGAGCUCCUGCUCUCUCAUGGGGCCAACCCCAGCGUCACUGGUCUGCAGUACAGCGUUUACCCGAUCAUCUGGGCAGCCGGGAGAGGCCAUGCAGAUAUCGUGUAUCUCCUGCUGCAAAAUGGUGCCAAGGUCAACUGCUCAGAUAAGUACGGAACCACUCCUUUGGUUUGGGCUGCACGGAAGGGCCAUUUGGAGUGCGUGAAGCAUUUGCUGGCCAUGGGAGCCGAUGUUGACCAAGAAGGAGCUAAUUCAAUGACUGCACUCAUCGUGGCAGUGAAGGGAGGCUACACACAGUCAGUCAAGGAGAUUCUCAAGCGGAAUCCAAACGUGAACCUAACCGACAAGGAUGGGAACACAGCCUUGAUGAUUGCCUCGAAGGAGGGCCACACAGAGAUCGUGCAGGACCUGCUGGACGCGGGGACGUACGUGAACAUCCCUGACAGGAGCGGCGACACUGUGUUGAUUGGAGCCGUCAGAGGUGGUCAUGUGGAAAUCGUUCGCGCACUUCUCCAGAAGUAUGCUGAUAUCGACAUCAGAGGCCAGGACAAUAAAACUGCUUUGUACUGGGCUGUGGAAAAGGGAAAUGCGACCAUGGUGAGAGAUAUCUUACAGUGCAAUCCGGACACGGAGAUCUGCACGAAGGAUGGUGAAACCCCACUGAUAAAGGCCACCAAGAUGAGGAACAUUGAAGUUGUCGAGCUCCUCCUGGAUAAAGGAGCCAAGGUGUCUGCCGUGGACAAGAAAGGAGAUACUCCUUUGCACAUUGCUAUUCGAGGGAGGAGCCGGAAAUUGGCAGAACUUCUUCUGAGGAACCCCAAAGAUGGGCGGUUGCUUUACAGGCCCAACAAAGCUGGCGAGACUCCUUACAACAUCGACUGCAGCCAUCAGAAGAGCAUCUUAACACAGAUAUUUGGAGCCCGACACCUGUCCCCUACGGAAACAGACGGCGACAUGCUUGGCUACGACCUGUACAGCAGCGCGCUGGCCGACAUUCUCAGCGAGCCGACCAUGCAGCCCCCCAUCUGUGUGGGGCUGUAUGCACAGUGGGGCAGUGGGAAGUCCUUCUUGCUCAAGAAGCUGGAAGAUGAGAUGAAGACAUUCGCAGGGCAGCAGAUCGAGCCCCUGUUCCAGUUCUCCUGGCUGAUUGUGUUUCUAACGCUGCUGCUCUGUGGUGCGAUCGGCUUGCUGUUCACUUUCACACUGGGGCUGAGCCUGGGUGUGGCAGUGUCCCUGAGCUGCCUGGCUCUCUUGUACAUAUUCUUAGUUGUCAUUUACUUUGGUGGACGACGGGAAGGAGAGAGCUGGAAUUGGGCCUGGGUCCUCAGUACCAGGCUGGCCAGACAUAUUGGCUAUUUGGAGCUCUUGUUCAAGCUGAUGUUUGUGAAUCCACCCGAAUUGCCAGAACAAACCACCAAAGCUUUACCUGUGAGGUUUUUAUUUACAGAUUACAACAGACUGUCCAGUGUUGGCGGAGAAACUUCGCUGGCUGAAAUGAUUGCAACCCUCUCGGAUGCCUGUGAGAGAGAGUUUGGCUUUUUGGCAACCAGGCUUUUUCGAGUUUUCAAGACUGAAGAGAGCCAGGGUAAAAAGAAAUGGAAGAAGACAUGCUGCCUGCCAUCUUUUGUUAUCUUCCUUUUUCUGCUUGGCUGCAUUAUUGCUGGAAUCACACUUCUGGCCGUCUUCAGAGUGGACCCAAGACACCUGACGGUGAACGCUGUGCUUGUCUCGAUCGCAUCUGUCGUUGGGCUGGCCUUAGUGCUGAACUGUCGCACCUGGUGGCAAGUGUUGGAUUCUCUCCUGAACUCCCAGAGAAAGCGCCUCCACCAUGCUGCCUCCAGACUGCACAAACUGAAGAGCGAGGGCUUCAUGAAAGUGCUGAAGUGGGAAGUGGAGCUGAUGGCCAGGAUGGCAAAGACCAUCGACAGCUUCACACAGAAUCAGACGAGGCUGGUGGUCAUCAUCGAUGGCUUGGAUGCCUGUGAGCAGGACAAAGUGCUGCAGAUGCUGGACACAGUGCGAGUUCUGUUUUCCAAAGGCCCGUUCAUUGCCAUUUUUGCAAGUGACCCACACAUUAUCAUAAAGGCCAUUAACCAGAACCUCAACAGUGUGCUCCGGGACUCGAACAUCAACGGUCACGACUACAUGCGCAACAUUGUUCAUCUGCCCGUCUUCCUCAAUAGUCGUGGACUAAGCAACGCACGAAAAUUUCUGGUGACUUCAACGACAAAUGGGGACAUUGCAUGCUCAGACGCCCCAGGGCUUCAGGAAGACGUCGACAGAAGAGUCUCACAGAACAGCCUGGGGGAAUUGACAAAGCUCGGGAGCCGGACAGCCCUCAACAGACGGGAUACCUACCGCAGGAGGCAGAUGCAGAGGACCAUCACCCGUCAGAUGUCCUUUGACCUCACAAAACUGCUGGUCACCGAGGACUGGUUCAGCGACAUCAGCCCUCAGACCAUGAGAAGGUUGCUCAACAUUGUUUCCGUGACAGGGCGGUUACUGAGAGCCAAUCAGAUUACUUUCAACUGGGAUCGGCUGGCGAGCUGGAUCAACCUCACUGAGCAGUGGCCCUACCGCACCUCGUGGCUCAUCCUGUACCUGGAGGAGACCGAAGGUGUUCCCGACCAGAUGACCUUGAAAGCCAUCUAUGAGAGGAUAUCAAAGAAUAUUCCAACAACUAAAGAUGUUGAGCCACUGCUUGAAAUUGAUGGAGACAUAAGGAAUUUCGAAGUGUUUUUGUCUUCAAGGACCCCCGUUCUUGUAGCUCGAGAUGUGAAAACCUUCCUGCCGUGCACCGUGAACCUGGACCCCAAGCUCCGGGAGAUUAUUGCAGACGUCCGCGCUGCCAGGGAGCAGAUCAACAUCGGAGGACUGGCCUACCCGCCCCUGCCCCUGCACGAAGCUCCUCCUCCUCGAGCACCGUCGGGAUGCAGCCAGCCCCCCUCGGUCUGCUCCUCCUCCACAUCCUUCAAUGGGCCAUUCGCAGGCGGGGUGGUGUCCCCGCAGCCCCACAGCAGCUACUACAGCGGCAUGACGGGCCCCCAGCACCCAUUCUACAACAGGCCAUUCUUUGCCCCAUACCUUUACACGCCAAGGUAUUGCCCUGGCAGCUCCCAACAUCUCAUCUCACGUCCAUCUGUAAAAACAAGUUUACCUCUCAGAGAGCAGAGCAGUGGCCUACUGUGUGACGCUGGGUCUGACAGACAGAGACAGGGAUCAGGCCCGGCCACUGGACCAGUGCUGUCCCUGAACUCAAUGAACGUGGACGCUGUGUGUGAGAAGCUGAAGCAGAUCGAGGGGCUGGACCAGAGCCUGCUACCACAGUACUGUGCCACGAUCAGAAAGGCAAACAUAAAUGGCCGGGUGUUAGCUCAGUGUAACAUUGAUGAACUGAAGAAAGAGAUGAAUAUGAAUUUUGGAGACUGGCACCUUUUCAGAAGCACGAUACUAGAAAUGAGAAACGCAGAGAACCAGGUGGUGCCCGAAGACCCCCGUUUCCUCCCUGAGAACGCCAGCACCGUAGCUGCCCACGGGGAGUCCGCCCGCCGGUCCUCACACACUGAGCUGCCGCACACUGAGCUCUCCGGCCAGGCGCCCUACACGCUCAACUUCAGCUUUGAGGAGCUCAACACGCUGGGCCUGGAUGAGGGGGCCCCAAGGCACAGCAACCUGAGCUGGCAGUCGCAAACUCGCAGAACACCGAGUCUCUCGAGUCUCAACUCGCAGGACUCCAGCAUCGAGAUCUCCAAGCUGACAGACAAGGUGCAGGCCGAGUACCGGGAUGCCUACCGAGAGUACAUCGCGCAGAUGUCCCAGCUGGAAGGGGGCCCGGGCUCUGCCGCUGUCAGUGGCCGCUCCUCCCCACACAGCACCUACUACCUGGGGCCCAGCUCGUCGGGGGGCUCGAUCCAUUCCGGCCUGGAGCUGGAGAAGGGGAAGGAGGGUGAGCCGAAGCCAGAUGAGGCACGGAAGCCCUUCUUGGCGAAGCGCACAGAUGUCCUGGACUACUCAUCCUCAGGCGUGUCCACGAGCGAUGCAUCACCCCUAGACCCCAUCACGGAGGAGGAUGAGAAGUCCGACCAGUCGGGCAGCAAGCUGCUCCCGGGCAGGAAGGGUGCUGAGAGGCCCAGCCUCUUCCAGACAGAGCUGAAGCUGAAGGGCGGCGGGCUGCGGUACCAGAAGCUGCCCAGCGACGAGGAUGAGUCUGGGCCCGAGGAGUCGGACCACACGCCAUUGCUCAGGGACGACAAGGACAGGAAGGCUGAGGGCAAGGCCCCGGAGCACGGCCCCGAGCCCCUGCGGACCUUCGCCAAGGCCAAGGAGUACCUGUCGGAUGCGCUGCUGGACAAGAAGGACUCGUCAGACUCGGGGGUGCGCUCCAGCGAGAGCUCGCCCAACCACUCUCUGCACAAUGAGGCAUCCGACGGCGCACAGCUGGAGAAGGCCAACCUCAUCGAGCUGGAGGACGAGGGCCAUGGUGCCCGGCGGGGGCUGCCGCACAGCCUGAGCGGCCUGCCCGACCCUGUGCUCGCCCGAAUGUCCAUCUGUUCGGAGGACAAGCAGAGCCCUUCCGAGUGCAGCCUCAUCGCCAGCAGCCCCGAGGAGGGCUGGCCCGCCUGCUCCCGGGCCUACAACCUCAACCGCACGCCCAGCACUGUCACGCUCAACAACAACUCCGCACCUGCCAACAGGCCUGGACAGGGCUUGGAUGACGUGGAGGGUGUGCGGGAGACCUCGCAGGUCCUGCUGCGGCCCAGCUCUGGCCCCGGCCCCGGCCCCAGCCCCACCACGCUGCAGAAUGAAAAUCUCAAGAGCUUGCCACACAAGCGGGGUCCGCGCACCAGCUACAUCAGACUCCCCAAGGAGCCCUCAGAGCUGCACUCGGGAGCCCCGUCUGACAGCACAGGCUUCGGAGAAGAGAGAGAGAGCAUCCUGUGAGAUGCCUGCCUUUCGGGGAGCAGCGCCUCCGUCCCGCAAGAGCACCCGUCCACGCUGUCCCUGCCCACCCUCCCUCCCUUCCUUCCUUCCAGACCACAGCCCGGGGAGGCGGUCACCAGCUGGCCCCUGUCCAGUUCUCCCUGCUCUUAUCAGACCUUUCUUUCUCAUGCAGUGCAGUCAGCAUCUCUGAGAGGAGAUCUGAGGAGAGAGCCAGCUCAGAGACAUUGAACCAGCUUCGUUUGCAAAAAAAAAAAAAAAAAAUCUAGGGAUCCCUUUUCAGAACAUGCAUUCAUCAAACAUGGAAGGAAGACCUGGUGCUGGAUGGAGCAGAAGCCAGUCUCCCUCCUGAGGCUUUAAUAUAGAGAAGAAAUGUAGGAUCUGGAGCAGCGCAGACUCAAGGUGGAUGGAUGCCCAGUGAGUUAGGAGCCUCAGUUCAUUCUAAUAGGAAAAUUGCUGUCAAAGAGAUGUGAAACUUUAAGUAGAAAAUACAGAAUGAUAAGGCUUUAAAAAUGGACGAGGAGGGCCAAGGAUUUAGCUUAGUGGUUCUGCCGCCUGCCUUGAAAAUGCAAGGUCCCAAGUUCAAUCCCUGGUACCAAAAAACAAAAAAAAAAAUUGGAUGAGGAAACCCAGGUAUGAUGGCACACACUGGUAACCCCAGCACUCUGGGAAGCUAAAGCAGGAAGAUUGCAAGUUGGGCCACUCGGCAACUUGGCGAGACCUUAUCUCAAAAUAAGAAAGCGUUGGGGAUGCAGCCCAGCAUGAAGGUCCUGGGUUCAGUCCCUCAGACCCUCAGAGCUGAUGAGAAAGUGAGCCAGCAGUGGAGCUCUUGCCCAAGGCCCAGGUCUCUCAUCCCAGGGGCCCAGCCUCCAUUCCAGCACCUUCCAGCCAAGCCUGAGCACCUUAUACAGGAUGUGCAGCUCUCAUCCACUGGUGCCAGCCUUUCUCAGUGAACUGAGCAUCUCGAAUUCUUCUCUGGAGAGAACUGGGGAGGUGUGGGUAAGAACAGACACAAAAAGUUCAUGGGAUGAAUGUGUGAGGAAAUCGUAUCAGAAAUGUUGGUAGCAGCUGACAAAUGGCCAGGAAAUAUUUAAUAGACGAAACAAAGCCGUUAUCUCCUAUGGCAGGUCACAGUUUACUUCUUUCGUCUGUUGCUAAAUCAGCACUAAUUCUGGAGGAAUACUAUAAAAAAGGAAAGCAUUUAAAAGUAAAAGCAAGAGGAACAUGAAGCUAAAACUGGAGUGACCAUAGAUCUUGCUGCUUUGUGCUUCUGUGAGCCCAGCUCACAGAAGAGACCACUGAGGUGGACGUCAGCAUGCAGUGAACUUCCUUCUUGUUCCAACAGCUCACUGACAGGAGGCAAGGGCGGGACGCACAUGGGACAGUGGGUGUGGCUGGCUGGCCCUGGGCUCCUCCUGCAGCAUUCAUCUUCAUAGGAAGUGGCGCCUCAGUUCUUAAAUGCUUCUGCUGGCAGUUUGAUUCGCAGACAGAAGCAUUUGGUAAGAUUUUGUUUUUGUUUGCAAACUCUGCAUCGGGUAACGAACACAACCACAGCCAUCUUUCCCCAAGUCAAAUUAAGUUGGAGAGCCGAGGCCCUGCUGUACCGGGAGCCAUCUUCGUGGUCCGUCCUCAAGCUGACUCCUGCCCAUCUGCCCAGUGCCGUGGUGUUUGGGUGUAGUGAGCAUUUCCGUAAAGUGUGUGUUCUGCAUGAUCUUCAACAAAUACUGUAAGCACUGAAGAAGGCAGGAUGUAUCUGCAUUGUAUACUGAGGUGGUAACAUUUUAGUGUCCUAUAGCGCCACUCUGUGUGCUUAGUGAUUCUUUGUGGCCCUCUUGUACUCUCGGGUGAGUAGUGCCGCUCCCUGUCGUUGGCGACAUUUGUGUCCAUUUGUGACAGUGAUGCCGGUGUUAAGUAUACAACUAGAUUCAGAAAACAAUAAAGAACUGCAUGCUA
This is a messenger RNA of Heterocephalus glaber (naked mole-rat), 7464 nucleotides long. Lineage: Eukaryota; Metazoa; Chordata; Mammalia; Rodentia; Bathyergidae. The record is from RefSeq and is a predicted model, not a curated record.